AUGGCUGCACAACAACAAGAACUAGAUGAGAAGAACCCAUUCUAUGAGUUAGUAGUCAUUUGUAGUACUUCUGGUCAAUUCGAUCAAACCGUCAAUUCGUUCAAAGAUAUUAUAAAAAAGUCUAAGUUAGUAUGUAUAAAAGACUCUGAGUUGUUAGAUUGGAUAAAGAAGUACCAAAGAAGAGUUUUGAAGUACAAUGCUAUAAAUGAGUAUAUAAACUCUAAGUUUAAAGACCCAAAUGAGGAAAUGCAGAGAAUAUUAGAGAAGAAACACUUCAGAAACAAACAGAAAGAGAUAGAAUACAUUUCGAAGAAAUUGCAAUCUUACGAUUGGAAGACUUACCCUCACAGAUGUCUUCUUAUCUUAGAUGAUUUCGCCUCUCAUCCUUUGUUAAAGAACAGAGAACAAGACAUGUGUCGAAUUCUCAAGAAGCUCAGACACUUCAACAUCUCUGUUGUCAUUUGUGUACAGACAGCAAAGAGUUUAAGUAAGGAUGUUAAAAGAAUACUUACUGAUAUCAUACUUUUCCCCGGAUUGUCCGAAGACGAUUUCAUGGAACUUAUGAAAGAGUCCAUGGCAGGUAAGUUUGACAGACAUGAACUAUGGGAGAAGUACAAAGUCAUACAAGACCCUCAUACUUCUUUCAGAAUUCAUAUCUACGCAAACAAAGUUCAAAUUGUAAAAAGUCAAGCGUAA
Molecule: messenger RNA, 696 nt
Organism: Trichomonas vaginalis G3
Lineage: Eukaryota; Parabasalia; Trichomonadida; Trichomonadidae
Product: protein of unknown function, DUF4106 family
Exons: 1
Coding region: 1-696 (231 amino acids)
Source: RefSeq, a predicted model, not a curated record